Marchantia polymorpha subsp. ruderalis is the source of this 4743-nucleotide messenger RNA. Lineage: Eukaryota; Viridiplantae; Streptophyta; Marchantiopsida; Marchantiales; Marchantiaceae. The record is from the annotation of a GenBank genome assembly.
ACUUGUUCUGCUCGUCUAGCCAAAAGCAAAGCCCAGAGUUGCCACUCCAGCUUUCGGACUUACUCCCCUCCCUCCCUCCUCGCCUCACUCGCUCCUCCGCCUUCGGCCUUCGUUCGUGUGCCUGCGCUGCCCUGAGCCUCCUUUGUCUGUCCCUCCCUGCCUGGCUGCUGCAUACUUACUUACAUGCUCGCACCUUCUGAACACCAGAUGAUAGAUAGCACACCAGCCCACCUCCUCCUUAUGUCGUCUACUACUCCUACUACUACUAGUCCUACCACUACCACUACUGUGCAGCAGCAGCAGUAGAAACCUGCUCGAGUCGAGUCUGGAAGAUGUCUGUCUGUCUGUCUGUGAGCGCCUUCUCCCCCGUCCCUCGUCAUUUGAUUCACCGAUUCCCGAAUCCCUCGACACAGACUUAAAAUUUCAGUCGGUUACGGUCGGAGCAAAAGGACUGAUGCUGCUGCUGCCGAGGGCGGAGCUCGAGGAGUUGGUACAGACGAAGGAUUCUCCACUCGCAAACUUUCGUUCGCGCCGCUACGUGGAGGAUGAUGAGCACUUCAUAUUUCCAUGAUUCAGUGCUCUCGUGCACUAGCUAGCGUCGUAGCGAGUAUCACAAUCAUCACUCUCGGGCGUUGCAAGGCACGAGCCCGGCGGAGGGGAGGUCAGGCCUGAGGUGGGAAGACGAGGACCAGUGCGAGGCUGUGUAAGUCCGAGGGCGAGAGUGCGAGAGAGAGGCUCCGGUCGCUCAUUCGGUCGGGCGACGUUGCAGGCACCGAUGGUGCGCAAGAGGCAGGAGGCAAAAAUGUGCGAUCACUACCGGCCGCUGGACCACGAGACGCGCCCUAUGAAUGGGACAUUUUCCUGGCUGUUCAGUGCUCUGGGGGCGCCAGCACCAGCCCCGCCAGCCACCCGAGCCGCAGCUCAUUGCGUCGCCUGCUGAACGUGCACAAUUUCUCGCUCCCUCGGAUUCCGUAUGCGGCUAUCGACCUUGUGUUUGCGCUCGUUCAGGCCAGGCCAGGGCAGGAAUCAAAGCGCAAGCUGGCAGACGAUGGGGAUGCAAGCUCCGGACGAGUGAGCGAGCGACUCAGUGCUGAAGAAGAGAAGAGGGGAAGAACGAGACCGAGACCGACGAGGAGGAAGAAGAAGCAGCAGCAGCAGCUAGAGAUUGGAGACAUGUGCCUUUCUCACAGCGGUGGGAAAGGAGCAAGUAAGAGAAUGCGCAUUUCCUACGAUCUACAGACGUCCGCAGUGGCCCCGUCCAACGCCGAAGCGCUUCUGUACCACAGCCCUUACGAAUUCGAAAACGACAGCAGACCCACUCUGAGCUUGGCUGCGGGAUCGGUCACGUAUUCGUAUGAUACCGUCGACGGGGAGCGAAACUCGAAUAGCGGAUCAAUUUUAGUCGAAAAUCAGAUGUGCGCCGGAGACAGAAGCGACGACGUGACUGCAAUUUCCUUCCCGGGGCUCGGCCUAGGAAGCGAGAUGAUUCAGAGCGCCUGGCGAGUGCAAUCCGUGGAGAGCUGCUCUCGGGGCUACUCCAAUAGCGCUGGAGGCGGUGGAGCAGGAGCAGCUGGUGGCGGAGGGGCAGGCGGAGGCGGAGCUGAUUUGAAUCUCAUGCGCGAUGAAGAAGAUGAGAUGGGCGAGCAAGGCAUGAGCUUAGAUGACAUGAAGGACUCGGCCACCAACGAGGACGGGACGGAGAAUUCCGUGGGCAAAUUGGAGAUGGAUCUGAGUAGUGGCCAGUCGAAACUUUGCCCCCGCGGCCACUGGCGGCCCGCCGAGGACGAGAAGCUGCGCGAACUCGUCUCGCAAUACGGGCCCCAAAACUGGAACCUGAUUGCCGAGAAGCUCCAAGGGCGAUCAGGAAAGAGCUGCAGGCUGCGGUGGUUCAACCAGCUCGAUCCGAGGAUUAAUCGGAGGCCUUUUAGCGAAGAGGAGGAGGAGAAGCUCCUGGCGGCACAUCGGUUCCAUGGAAACAAGUGGGCAAUGAUCGCGAGGCUGUUUCCGGGGAGGACAGAUAACGCCGUGAAGAACCACUGGCACGUGGUGAUGGCGAGGAAGUACCGCGAGCGAUCGCGGGCCUUCGGGAGGCGGAGCAAGUCGCAGCUGUCGAGGCGGGGGGGCAAGCGGGGGAGCACAGGUGGGACGACGACGAGCAGCGGCUUGAAUGCGUCGCAUCACGGGCCCGCCGAUUCGCUCACGGCCUGGAUUGAGAAGUACUCCAUAGCGCCGUCGGAGGUCGACUCCAUCAGCCCGAGCUCGCACUACGGCGGCGGCUCCCAGAGCCUCAAAAGCCUCACCAAUGGCCACUACCAGUCGUCGUCCGACCUCCUCCGCGAGGAGGACGAGUGCGAGGGCCCCUCGGGCUUCUCGGCCCGAGGCCGCGAUCGCUCCAUGGAUCCGCGCGACGAUUCCCCGCGCUCCAACUCGUCCAAGAUCACCAUCCCCCGCCUCUCGUUCGCCUCCUCGGACAAGGACGACGCCCCGCAGCAGCAGCGCAAUUUCAUCCACUCCUACGCCAACAGCGCCAAGCCCCCCGCCGCCGCAGCAGCAGCAGCGUCUGCAUCUACUCUCUUGCAUUCUUCCCCCAGAGCUCUGGUGGAUUCCAAGCCCAUCGCCCACCCCUUCGCAGGUAAUGUGCGACAGCUUGGGCAGCAGCAGACACCGUCGGGUGGGUUGCUCCAGAGUCCGAGGCGAGGAGGUGCUGCUUCGUCUGCGGUAGGAGGAGGAGGCGGAGGGGAGAUGGACAACUCGUCCGGAUCUCCACCGUCGUCGUCAGCGAAUGCGGAGUUUCUGAAUCGAGCCGCCGAAGCGCUGGCCGAGAGCAAGGGGGCGUUUGUGGGGCUGAAGACUUCUGAGCAGGGUGGACUUUUUCAUUCUGCAAUGGCGACUCCGCACUGGCUAAUUCCCUCGCUUCCCGUGGCCACCAUGGCCCAGCCGCCGCCGCAGCAGCAGCAAGUGCCUGUCGCUGUUAUGGAGGAGAUUGAGCGCAGCAUCGCCAGCAGGUCCUUGAGAAAUUCAUGCCGAUCAGAACUUCAACGACAGCAGCAGCAGCAACAAUACCAUCCCCCUCCUCACCACCACCACCAACAUCAGCAGCAGCAGCAGCAACAUCAUCAUCAUCAACAUCAUCAACAUCAUCAGCAGCAGCAGCAGCAGCAAGCUCCGCUGAGCUCGUCAUCUUCUUUCGUGAACGAGAAUAAUCCGAACCUGGGCAGAAGCCUGUUUCUGCCCAACGGAGUUCUGAGUGCUCAGCAGCAACACCACCACCAUCAUCCACAAGAGCAACAAUCAGGGAGUUCGACAAAUCACCAUCAUCACGGCGGCUACUGGAGAAGGGAAGGCAUUGACGGCGUCGUGCCAGCAUCGGGCGGGGGAGGGGCUGGAGCUCCGCCUGUGCUGUCGACGGGGCUGUGCGAAAACGUCGCUCUGUGCGGGGCAAUCCAGCACCUGCGCGAGAGCCUGUGCAAGGAGAAGCCGAGUUCGGCAUCUUCCAGGGCCAGCAAUGAUCACAUUGCGCUGCAAGAAGCAGAAUCCGAACCCGCACCACCCAUUCAGUUCAUUGAUUUCUUGGGCGUGGGAGUGGCUUAGGCCCUACCACCACCCCUCGGGGCCUGGCUACGCCCUCCCUCUGAAGCUAGCCUCGCCGACGACGACGAAGACGAAGAAGACUGAUGAUGAUGAUGAUUCAAUGUAGAGAGCGUGCUUGCCACUGUUUAAUGCUAUGCUGCUGCCGCUGCUGCAUUACGAGCAUGGAUCGUGGUCUCGAACUCGCGAAGAUACGAGUCAGAGAAUUUUAUGAUAGUGCUUUCAGCCACUGUUGUAGAUGUGGACGAAAGCUCCCAGGGAGAUGGAGAGAGAAAGAGUCUGAGAGAGGGAGAGAGAAAGAGAGAGGGAGAGAGAGAGGAGAGAGUUCGAGGAGAGUCUAUCGAUCUAGGCAAGCUUCAAAUUGAGUUCCAGGACUCUGACCCAGAACACGCACGAGGUCAAAGCAUCGUCGUUAUCUGGGGCGUCAGCAAUGGAACGGAUCGAGCGAGCGAGCGAGCAAAAUUAGGGCCUGUCGAUGCUGCAUGGACUUUUUCGACCAACUCUGCUGUGCCCAAUAUCAGCAGCCACCACCACCAUCAUCAUCAUCACCAUGAUCAUCCCCGAGAACCAAACCAACCUGUGAAUUUUAACUUUCAAUUGUACAUUCAGUAGACUAGCUUUAGGACCGACUAGCGCGGCUCAGUAGUAGUAGCUCACGAAGCAUAGACUUCUUUCAGUUGAGCAGUUCGUUUGGCUGGAGUCAUUGUAAGACGACGACCACUACCUUUUCCAACCUUCCUUCCCCCAUGAGAAUUUUACGAGAUUAAAACAAUCGACCAAAUCCGCAGAGAGAAAGAGAGGGAUUCGAUACCCUGACAGCUCUAGUGGUUGUUUGUUGGCAGCAACCGCUCAGAGAAAACAAAAGGCUGUUGUAGAAAAUUUGGCUGUAGUACUAGAAGACUGAAGACGACGACGACGACGACGAAGACGAAGAAGAAGAAGGCCUUUGAACAAUAAGUUAUGCUGCCUAAAUUAUGGAAGUGCUCCAAUAGGCGAAAGGAAACGGUGGGGUCAGAUGAUUCCCUUAUACGAGACUAGCUGCUCGGCAACUGCGAGGCAUUAAACUCCAUGACUAGCGAGCAUACCGAACAUUUUUGAUGAAUCUUCAUACCAGCAGCUCUGCUCGAAUCUAAUAAUCAUUCUUGCUUCUCAGGC